AUGAAUAUGGUAGAUUAUGGUAGCUAUUUUACAACGGCUCCUGUAACAACUGGUUAUGAUCGAAAUACUUUUGAUGCAUUUAGUUUAAAUCCAAAUUUAAAUUUUACAACAGCAACAAAUACGAAUGGAUCAUCAAUGGCUACAGCAUACAGUAGUACCAUUCAGCAACAACAACAGCAGCAACUUUAUGAACAGUAUGCAAGUUCAUAUGGACAAUUGACCGGAAGUACGAGACAUCUGACCGUUGGGCAUCAUCAGUCCAUGUUACAAACUUCGGUACAAACCAGUUCUACCACAAAGACAAUUACUAAUACAAGCGCUGCACAACCCUAUCGUACAACCGAUUCUUUACAAGCUUUUUUACAAACAGGACUUCAGUAUAAAUUGUAUCAAAAUCAAACAUCUCUCCUCUCAACAGCUGAUGCAAUGCGAGCUAAUACAGCGGGCUUGAUGGCUGGCAUACAAGGAUCCUCACUUGUUGGUGCAAUUUGUGGUAGGAAUAAUCCAAUGGAAAGAAGGAAACAGCGUAGGAUUCGAACAACAUUCACAUCUACACAGCUAAAAGAACUGGAACGAGCAUUCAUGGAAACCCAUUAUCCGGAUAUUUACACUCGGGAAGAUCUAGCAAUGAGAAUCGACCUCACAGAGGCUCGAGUACAGGUCUGGUUCCAGAAUCGACGGGCCAAAUUUCGAAAACAAGAGAAAAUGCGACGUAUGAAGGAAGAGAUCCGCGCUCAAAAGAACACACAACCUGGUAGUAAUAGUCUCGAACAAAAUAGCGAUGAUAAUGAAGAACCAAACUGUGAGCAUGAAAUUCCAUCUAGUAACAUCUUACUUGCUGGAAUUUUACAAUAA
Messenger RNA from Acanthocheilonema viteae, 855 nucleotides. NCBI's taxonomy places the organism in Eukaryota, Metazoa, Nematoda, Chromadorea, Rhabditida, Onchocercidae. The record is from the annotation of a GenBank genome assembly.